CCUGUGAGGACUCGUGUACUACAACACUCACCCCCCACGUCUUUUUUGCCAUGCACAACCUGCUGCAGACAGGCUCUCUGGGAUUGGUCGAGCCAGGAGAGCACUUUCUUCUGAGGUUUGAAGACAGAUUUCUUUGGAUACAGAUUCUGGAAUGUGGCUAUACUUUCCAGUACUACAGUGUCAAGGGCCUUGAACUACAAGAGACAAGCUGCCACACAGCUGAAGCCUCUCGCGUUGAUGCUAAUUUCAGUCGUGCCUUUGACAGUCAUGGAGCGGAAGGCCCCACAUGCCUCAACCCCCAUGCAGCACACACUCUCACCCCUCUUGCUCAGAUCAAUGUCCUUGGCUACUCUGACACCAAGAAUGUCUUGACUGGUGUCAUUGACUCUCCUGAUACUCUCAAAGUGGUGAAUGACUACUUCCAGAAAGCACUACUCUAUGUCAUAUUUGACUGUAUUGUCAAUAGAUCGGCUCUGCUGGGAAAUUCAUACAUUGAAGUUGAACGCCGGACUUCCAGCAGUGCUAAUUCCAGGAGUGGAGAUGUCCUGAAGAGUCUGCCGAAGCUCUCCAGAAGGACAGAGGUUCACUUUGAGGAGGAUGUUCCACUCAAUGACAUGGAGGAGGGUCAGGAGCAGAACAAGGACCGGGUGUCAACUAUGAGCGGACGGAUCUCGCAGCUCUCCUCAAAGACCCCAAGUGGAAGGAGCAGCCGACUAGCCUGGAUCGAUGACCAGAGGCUAUAUGGCCCAGUGGUAGAGAUAUCCCCACCAUCAAGUUGGGAUGAUAGUGAAGACCCCCUGGAUCAGAGCAGUUCUAAGAAGAGGAGGCCGAACCCCCGGAGAAAGGAGGACAUCAUGAAUGCCAAAAACAAAGACAGGAGCCAGACAUCCCUCCCACCCAUCCAUUCAAAGCCACAGACUUACCUAUCAUCUCUGGAGGACCUAACAGAUGUUAGUGACAAGGUGCAGUUCUUGCCAGGAAUCAUGUAUGACUCCUCCUCAGACGAUGGCCUUGAGGAGCAUGCUGUUGGAGGCCAGGCCAAGGCAACAAACCGCUCCAAGAUUAAGAGUCCUGCCAAGGUGAACAUGCGAGUCAUCUCCCGCACAGAACUACGCACACCCAUAUAUAAUUCACCUCUGGGUGCUGCAUUAGCACCCUCCUCAAGCUGGUUCCUAGAAAUGCCUCUGGACUCAGAGAUGAUUGAUGAAGUGCAGGACAACUUUCCCCAUGCCUGGUUCAAAUUCCUGCUCAACCACUUCGGCCGCAUGUACGUGGAGAACCGCAGCCAGCGCUCAGCCGAUAGCAAGGCUUCAAGGGCUUCCCGAGGUUCAGGUCCAUCGUCCACCAAGAGUGCAGGUGACAAGGAAGACCAGAUCCAAAGGAUGCAGUAUGACGAGACCCUAGAGGAAUCUUACAGAUACCUAAUUGGUGCUUGUCAUGUGAUUGUCUUGGGGUCCGAGAACCACCCACCAACACCCAUGCAGGUUUACAAAACUUUCAGUGGUGAAAUACCCUGGUCAAUGGCAUUGGACUGGCUGCUGACGAAAGACCUGUUAUAUGAACUUGUUCUCAGGGCAUAUAGAGUUGGAGUGAAACUCGCCCUCGAUCACACCCUCAUCGGGGGCAUCACGGGCUGGGCAGAACUACUGGGCUCCCUGGAUGACUACUGCUGCAACUGGUACCUUGGGCCUGACAUCAAGAGCAACAGCGAAGCCCCGGCGAAGCCCCGUGGAAAUGCGCCGUACAUGAGGAGCGACGCAGAGUUGGCCAAACCGAAGUCAUGGGCAGAAGCUGUGAAGAAAGAAGUGCCGAAUCUCUUUUCUCUGGGAUAUAAUGCUGUUAAGGGUGUUUUCACGUCUCAUCUGCUGAGCCUAGGGAAAGGCAGAAAUUGCAGUGGGCCGUUUGGGAGCAGAAACUGUCAGGGGCCUUUGGGCUUCACUCAUGAUGGAGCUCCUGUAUCUCACCAAUGAUGACGAUGAACGAUAUUCAAUUCAGGCGCAGCCCGGUCUCCUCCGUAAUCUGACAGUGCAGGCGGCUGAUCCUCCCCUGGGCUAUCCCAUCUUUUCCAGCCCUCCCCUUAGGCUGGCACUCAUCUGGCUCAACGCCACGUACGAGCAGCUGCCACAGUCUAGGGAUGGGGAGGAGGGGGAGGAUAGUGCACGGGAGGAGGAGGAGGAGGAACCCCCUUCGUCAGAUAUUUUCAUCGUCAGUCACAAGUCUACUUAGAAGAAUGUGUGGGUGUGGGUGUGUGUGUGUGGGGGGGGAGUGAGUGCCUGCAUGCGUGUGGGUGUGUUUUUCUGUGUCUGUGCAUUAUUGUGUCUAUGUGUGUGUUGUGAUAGAGAUUAUUUAGACAAAAUGUGUUUGUGAGUGUGCAAUUAUGUGUUUGUACAGAUGUUCACAUGACCAUGUAUGUUAAUUAUUUAAUUAUUUAUAUUUUUAUAAUGAUAUAAUGAGUUAUUACAAAUGCUUACUUUAGAAUAAUUACCAGGAAUUGGUUUUGGAAUUAAUUGUUCUCUUAUUCAGUUGUAAAUGAUAGGGUAUUUUUGGAAUUCUGGGACCAUGAAUUACUCUAUAAUUGGUCUUCCCUAGAUAUGUGAGCUGUCACUGCAUGUGCUCAAUAAGUACAGUUUUAUAGGACUCUGUUGUUCAUCACAUAGAUAUCAAAAGGCCAAAAAAGAUAUAGCUGAAGAGAUAUAUUAUCUGUGCAGGCUGAUUGGCAUUUAGAUAUUUUAUUCUUAGUAGGCUCUCUAAUUCAAAUUAAGCCAAUUUUGAAUCAAAAGAGUGAAACUUUUUAUUAAUUCUGUUUUUUAUUUUACAUAGAGACCUUUUUUUUUUUUUUUCUUAAAAGUUAUGAUCUCUUGAGUGAGUGUGUGAAGUCAGCAUCUAAAACAUGAUUAAAGAGAAUUAGGGCUGCAUGUUUAUCAGAAAAAGUCAGGCAUACCUUCUUCACCUGUAGCAGAUAGCCUCUAGCCAAUUUUCUACAUACGUUAUAUUAUGAGGUUACCAUGACGAUGACAACGAGAACGUUUCUGCAAAAUCACAUUUUAACUGUUGCCAAACUAUGUACAAUAGACUUCCUUUGCACAUUCCCAGAGAAGGGGGAAUGCAAGGGGCUGUAGUCACAGGUAUGAUUAAGCUGUAUCCGUUAAAUGUGAUUCACAUUAUUAUAGAAAAAGAAAAUAAUAAUGGUAAAAAUUUUAAUGCAUUGGAAUGACGUGCAAGGAAGAUGUGUCACAGUAUUUUUCAAGAUAAUGUUGAAGAAGAAAAUGUAAAUAAGCAUGAAUGAAUGAAUUUCAUGCAACAGCAGUAAACUAGACUUUUCAUGAGAUGAAAUACGAAAAUAGUAUUUUUUUUCAGGCAGUGAAGGUGAUAAGGUACACUAUUAGAUAAUGUAACCUUAGCCAUCUUAAUUUGCUGCUGGUCUUUCUAUAGGAGAAAGAAAGGAAAAAACUUACUGUGGGCUCACCUGCACGUCUGUAAUUUCAGAUUAUUUAAGGAAAGGUGGAAAAUUUUUUUAAAAGCGAUUGUAUGUAAAAAGUGAAAAAAAAAAAAAAUACUCUGCACUGUCUGUGAUAAUGAUUUGAUAAUAAGGGCAAACUUGGUUGUUGCUUCAUUAUGCAUUUAGGCUAUUUCUCAGGGCUGGAGAUUUAUUCUACUUUGAUUCGUUGUUUAUUCAUAUGAAAAAUAUCAAUUAGAAACACAAGUUUUAUUAAUUUACAUAUUUAUCGAGUAAAUUAUGUAUCGAGGUCUCACUUGUAAGGUAGUCACACAAGUGCAAAUAUUAAGCAACAGUUGUAUUCAUUUAUUUUCUUUGUUAGAUAACAUUGGAUUCCUUUUGUGUCUUACAAUUUUUAUGUAUGGAUAAGAUCUCUAUUGAUAAUAUGCAAUUGUAUAUUAUGAUAAUUAAAGACACUAAUAGCUUAUAUUUCUGUAUACUGGAAUAGAUACUUAAAUCUCUCAUUGAUUAUGUGUAUAUUGCAUGUAUAUUGCAGUGUCAUCUUUGGCUAUGAAAUUUCAUGGUUAUAUUCAUGGAGUCCAUUGUUAUCUGCAAAAAGAAAAAAAUGUGAAGAUGUUAAAAAUUGUGAUCACUUUGAUAUUUGUUUAUUUUUAAUAAAAUAACAAAAUUA
Messenger RNA from Penaeus monodon (black tiger shrimp), 4127 nucleotides. Its product is annotated as pecanex-like protein 4. The coding region runs from base 51 to 1970 and encodes 639 amino acids. The transcript is spliced from 7 exons. The record is from RefSeq and is a predicted model, not a curated record. NCBI's taxonomy places the organism in Eukaryota, Metazoa, Arthropoda, Malacostraca, Decapoda, Penaeidae.